This is a messenger RNA of Lolium rigidum, 1965 nucleotides long. RefSeq names its product transcription factor E2FA-like. The transcript is spliced from 14 exons. The record is from RefSeq and is a predicted model, not a curated record. Gene Ontology annotation, molecular function: RNA polymerase II cis-regulatory region sequence-specific DNA binding; protein dimerization activity; DNA-binding transcription factor activity, RNA polymerase II-specific. Gene Ontology annotation, cellular component: RNA polymerase II transcription regulator complex. Gene Ontology annotation, biological process: regulation of transcription by RNA polymerase II. The coding region runs from base 1 to 1404 and encodes 467 amino acids. Lineage: Eukaryota; Viridiplantae; Streptophyta; Magnoliopsida; Poales; Poaceae.
AUGUCGGGGGGCGGCAGGCCGCCGGCUGCGCAGAAGAUCCUGCAGUCGCUGCGCCCGCCCCCGGCCUUCUCCGCGCCCUCCAGGCCGCCCUUCGCAUCCCCCGACGACUACCACCGCUUCCACGGCCCAACCACCCCUGCUGCCACCGCCUCCGGCUCCGGCGGCAUCGGCGCCGGCGGUGUUGGGGCCGAUAUCGAGGAGGGGCUUAUCAUCCGGACGCCGUUAAAAAGAAAAGCCACAUGUGAAGAAAAUAAGGCUGCUGAGUCGAGUGAUUGUAUGAUUGUCACUCCUGGAGUCACUGGCAAUCCGCUACUCACGCCGGUCUCUGGAAAAGCUGUUAAGACUUCUAAAUCAAAGGCUAAGAACAACAAAGCUGUGCCGCAGACACCUAUACCAAAUGUUGGCUCACCACUCAAUCCAUCAACUCCUGCUGGUACUUGCCGCUAUGACAGUUCAUUAGGCCUUCUGACAAAAAAGUUUAUCAACUUGCUUAAGACUGCUGAGGGUGGUGUUCUAGAUUUGAAUAAUGCUGCAGAAACACUAGAGGUUCAAAAACGGCGCAUAUAUGACAUAACUAAUGUCCUUGAAGGAAUUGGUCUUAUAGAAAAGACGCUUAAAAACAGAAUUCGUUGGAAGGGCUUGAAUGAUUCAGGGGUAGAACUAGAUAAUGGCCUUUUAGCUUUGCAGACAGAAGUUGAAAAUCUUAGUCUACAGGAGCAAGCCUUAGAUGAGCGUAUAAGUGAUAUGCGCGAAAAACUAAGGGGGUUAACGGAAGAUGAGAACAGUCAAAGAUGGCUCUAUGUGACAGAAGAUGAUAUCAAGGGAUUGCCCUGCUUUCAGAAUGAAACUCUAAUUGCAAUAAAAGCUCCUCAUGGUACUACACUCGAAGUACCUGAUCCUGACGAGGCUGGUGAUUAUCUCCAGAGGAGAUAUAGAAUUGUAUUAAGAAGUACAAUGGGCCCAAUAGAUGUUUACUUAGUUAGUCAAUUUGAUGAGGGGUUUGAGGAUUUGGCUGGUGGUGCAACACCUCCAAUGCAUACAAAUGUGCAAAACCAUAGAUCUUGCGAAGACUCGCGUACAACAAAUGCUCCACAAAGCAGCAAAUCAAUGUAUGUGGAACAGAAUGUUCAGUACAGCCAGAAUACUCCACAAGAUCCUAGUUGUUCAAAUGAUUUUGGAGGGAUGACAAGGAUAAUCCCUUCAGAUGUUAAUACUGAUGCUGACUACUGGCUUCUAACAGAAGGAGACGUUAGCAUUACCGACAUUUGGAAAACAGCACCGGAUGUGCAGUGGGACACAGAUGUUUUCUUACCCGAAGAUGUUAGCACCCCACGUGCGCAUAAUCAGCAUCCACUCACAGUGGGUGAGCCACGGUUGCAGGUUCCAAGCAUGGAUCAACCGUAGAGCAUAUGGUUAACAAAGUGAAAAUUUGAGAUACGGAAUGCCUGGUGCAGGUGUUUUGAGUGUGAUGGCACAAUAUGACAGCAAAUACUGAUUUCACAGCGGAAAGAGCUGGGUUGUUUUCAUUAAAAUCCACAUCAUCUGGAGGGAAGUCAGGGCAGCAAGUUCAGACUGAUAACCAUUCUGAACCCCCCAAUUUGUUGGGGAGACUGGUGGUGCUGACUAACUUAUCAGUGUGCUGCACGGUUUGCUCGUGGGCCGGGCUUCAGUUGAAAAGGUGGCAAGUGCAGAUUGCACUGAGGCUGCUAUGCACAUUCAGCCGCCUCCUCUAUUUAUUCUAACUGAAUAUAUCUUGCCAGGCAGUAGGGGCCUUGUGGUGCUCCUGAACUAUUUGGAAUCUGUGUAAACAAUGCACGGAAAUGGUGCACAGUGCUUGAGCUAUCCGUGUAAGAGAACAAUGGGUGACAUGUUGAUGUAACCGAGUCGUCUUUGUACAAUUGUUAAAUACUCUCACCAUGCUUUACAAGAGUUUUCUCAAGUCUUUUGCUUGUGAAGGGGUGGAUA